Messenger RNA from Diplodia corticola, 1170 nucleotides. RefSeq lists its product as uncharacterized. The coding region runs from base 1 to 1170 and encodes 389 amino acids. The transcript has a single exon. The record is from RefSeq and is a predicted model, not a curated record. Lineage: Eukaryota; Fungi; Ascomycota; Dothideomycetes; Botryosphaeriales; Botryosphaeriaceae.
AUGUCCCACGAACGCCCUAGUCAAUCCCACACCUCCCCCUCCCCCUCCCCCUCCCCCUCCCCCACCCCGUCCUACAGCCACAGCCACUCCCACUCCCACUCCCUCGCCCUCGCCCCCACCCCCGCCCCCAGCCGCAACCCCUCGCUCUUCCCGGGCGCCGAGAACAGCCCGGCCAGCUUCCUCAUGACGUCCGCGCAAAACGGCGGCCGCAACAACAACACCGCUGCUGCUCCUCACCUCACGGCCGCGCAGCCCGGUCGCCACUUCGCGACCAACGCCGAGUACAUGAACGCGCUUGCGGCGGCGGCGCAGGCGUCGCUACAGUCGGCGCCGAGCUCGCCGGGGGCGGACCUGCCGAUUGCGAGGGGGGGGAAGAGGGGGUCGGUUUAUGGGUUGGGUGGGGGUGUGGGGGUGGGGUUGGGGAUAGGUGGGGGUGGUGCGGAGGGAGGGGCGGGAGGGGGAGGGGGUGAGGGAGAGGGAAAAGAUGGUGCUGGUGGUGCGGGGGUGGGGUUGGGGGUUUUGCCGGAGAGGUUGGAGGGGCUACGGGUUGGUGGUGGUGGUGAUGAUGAAGGAGGGGAGGAGGAGGAGCGGCGGGGGGAGAAUGGUUGGAAGAGUACUGAGGGUGGUGGAGGGCUGGUGGGGGAGGAUGGUGCGCCACAGCAGCAGCAAGGGCAGCAGCAGCAGCAGUUUGGUGACGCGAACGUUAUGAGAGGAAGCUUCUUGGAUAUCGAUUCGAGCACGCCGGUCACGACGCCGGGGUCUUGUGCGCCGGCGGCGGAUUACCUUGGCGGCGCGCUGGGUUUGCGCGAGGAGAAUCGGAGUGGCGGCGGCGGGCCGGUGAGCAGCGCGGCGGCGAGGGGUUUGGAUGAGAUGGAGGUUGAGAAGGGCGGGGACGAGAUGGAGGGCGAGUACGAGGGCUUCACUGACCCGUUUGCGAGAGCGAGGGCGGGGGUGAGUGUUGCGAAGGGAGAGGGCUUGGUCUCGCAGGCGGGCGCGAUGAUGAAUGGGCAGCGGGAACAGGAGAGGCCGCCACCGCAGCCGGCGCAGGAGAGAGCAGCGCAUGGAAGGCAGCAAAGCUGGAGUCAGCAGGAUUUGCGGCACGAGAUGACGGCGAGGCUGUCUAAGGAUCAGCCAUUGCAAGGGUAUGAGAGCACAUCGGAUAUGCAGUAG